Iphiclides podalirius (scarce swallowtail) is the source of this 267-nucleotide messenger RNA. Lineage: Eukaryota; Metazoa; Arthropoda; Insecta; Lepidoptera; Papilionidae. The record is from the annotation of a GenBank genome assembly.
AUGCGCGUCCUAGACUUACGCGGAGGCACGAAACCGCCCGGGCCACCGCAAACUGUUUUGAGCGAUGAGCGGCCUCGGAACAGGGAGCAUAUGCUCGCUGAAUGUACGGCCGCGCAAGAGCGAUGGCAAUUAGCGAGUGCCGAGUUACACGCCGCAAUGAUCGGGCGCUACGCGAUGACAAUACACAGCUUUGUGAACGGCGCGUGGAGGACUGCGCUUCGCAUGUGCUCGGAGCUUUUACGGUUUCGACGCCCGCCAUAUGACUCC